Messenger RNA from Phytophthora sojae, 1323 nucleotides. RefSeq lists its product as hypothetical. NCBI's taxonomy places the organism in Eukaryota, Oomycota, Peronosporomycetes, Peronosporales, Peronosporaceae. The transcript has a single exon. The coding region runs from base 1 to 1323 and encodes 440 amino acids. The record is from RefSeq and is a predicted model, not a curated record.
AUGACGUCGCUCCAAGCGCCCCAGAGCUCCAUUGAAGCUGCAACUUUGGCCGCUGCAUCUGCACACACUGGCGUCCAUCCCCACAAUGUUUCAUCCUCCGACACUCUCCCUGCACCUAGAAAACCCAAGAAGAAGCGGAGCCACACCACUCCGACGAGGGACCGCGAGCGUCGCGAGCUCCUGGCGCUGCGUGUCGAGUCCGUAGAGCUAGAGAAGCAACUGGAGCAGGCUCGGGACCGUCUUGCAACUCUCAGAAAGAAACAACAGCAGACAACCCCCUCUAGCCGCAGCAGAAUCGUCAGUACAAUUCCAGCUUGGCGACAUAUCGCCCGCCGCCACUUGAGAGCGCGACAAGAGGCAGAGAGCGAGAACCGGAGGCUACGGGAGCAGUUAGUAGACCACCUCAAGUGGGGCCAUACACUACAGACCAAGAUGACCGAGAGAGGGGGCGGACACGACCCGAAUUCGACCCGUGCAGCGGCUACGGCGGCGGCUUUGGGGUCUGUGGCCAACCCGUUGCUGCUGGUUGAGGACGAGGAAGGGAUCACGGACUUGGAGCUGGAGCUGGACGACGCCGACCGGGCGGAGCUGGAGAUGCUGGCGAGUGGACUGGACGCGGCGUAUGCGAGAGUGGACGAUGUGUUCAAAGACUACAAAGUCACGGAAGUGCUGUUGGGCUCGGUCUCAGGCAGCAGGAAGACGCUGGAUGGGGCCGAACAGAAUGGGGGGAUGGCUGUAGUGGAGCUGCGUGACACGCGCAUGAUCCCGUUCGAGUUUCGACUGGCCAUCGACGCUGCGUGGAACGCGUGGGUGCUCUGGCAUCUCGGAGGGAGCUGCCGGAAGAGCGUCUCGGCGCAUCGAAGCUGCUCGUACCCCAACGUCUCCAGACCAGAACAUACGUUCGCAGUCAAGUUUCGACUGCAGACUCCAGCGUCGCUACUUCCAGAAGGAGCUGGGCCGAUGUUCCUUGAUCUAAAGCUGGUGCUGAGGAGAUACGUGGAGCAAAAUCGCCUAGUGCUGGUCUGGCGAGGACUUUCCGCGGGCGAGAAGGACCUCGAUGGGUUGUUUACGGAUGAAACUGGAUGGGUUGUCUUCGAGCAAUUGGAGCCAUUCCAAGAAGGCGAGGGGAGCGCUGUACCUGCAGCAAGGACGUCGAUGCGUUCGUGCGUCCGCAUGACGCCGAAGCGCGCUGACGACUGCACUGCCACGCCGACGCAAGGCCGUGUUUUGGCGAAUUUGGUCGUGAAUUCCUACGAGGAGGACGUCAGCUUCAUUUACCGCGAAAUGGAGGCGCAGCUUCUUCGAAUGAGAAGGCAUACGUGA